Molecule: messenger RNA, 1784 nt
Organism: Achroia grisella
Lineage: Eukaryota; Metazoa; Arthropoda; Insecta; Lepidoptera; Pyralidae
Product: leucine-rich repeat-containing protein 71-like
Exons: 2
Coding region: 106-1662 (518 amino acids)
Molecular function (GO): protein binding
Source: RefSeq, a predicted model, not a curated record
ACUUGUUUUUCAUGACUUUACUUUAGUGAAUUCUUUGAAUAAAUUUUAUUUAUAGUUGUAUAUUUAUAUUUAUUGUAGUUAGAUUUAAUUAAAUUUAUUUAUAAAAUGAAAGUGUCCAGAAUGGGGACAGUUAAAUCAGUUCGAUCUGUAAGAUCGAUGCGGUCCGUUAAAUCUGUGCACAGCGUUUCAGAUGACGAUAUCAAGGAGAAUUUUGAGACCUAUCUCCCUUUAAUUUGCAGAAAGUUCCCAAAAGAAAUACCAUAUCCUGUCAUUGUCAAGAAGGAAUACCAACGCGAUGGCUUCUUUCAAUCACUUAAACAAGAGGAGACUGUAAAAUAUAAAAAAAUAAGCGUGAAGCACCCUGUUUUGUCCAGCAAAGUCAGUACACGUGUGGAUUUAGAAAAACUUGAUGAAAAAUUAAUUAAUGAUACUAGCACGGAAAUUGAUUUACUAGCCGACGAAAAUGCUAUAUUAAUAAUAGCUUUUUAUGAUAAUAUGAAACGUCUUACUGAAAUUGUUCUUCAUAAAACAAAGGUACCAAGAGCAUUAAUUCAAAUAAUCAGUUAUUUAGCUCCGUCAUAUGAACAAUUAACGAAAUUAUCUAUACGAUCUUGUCGUAUUGACAUGUAUACUAAUCACGAAUUAGCUAAAAUGCUUCCAUUAUCUUCGAUAACCAAUAUAUGCCUCGAUGGAUCCUUUGUACCAGAAGGAAAUUAUCACAUUUUAUUGGACGCAAAAUGCGUGCGUCUCAGAAAUAUCUCUCUAUGCAGAUGUCAAAUCAAUGAUGUAGUUUGCAAGUUAAUAGCAUUGAAGUUAUGUCACCCAUGUCCAGCCGAGAAGAGUUUAUUGCUUCUAAAUCUAACAUCUAACCACAUUACGGAUAUAGGAGCGAAGUACUUAGGUGAAGCUCUUAGAACAAAUAGAUGUUUACGAUAUUUGAACUUAUCAGACAACCACAUAGGUGAUGACGGAGCUGGGUACAUACUUGAUGCUUUGCAAUGUUUUUCUUUAACAUAUAAUGAAAAUAUAAAUAAACGUAAAAAGCAUAUUGAAUAUUUAAAAAAGAGACAUGCAGUGUACUUGAAAUAUUUAAAUGAAUUAUAUGCAAAUAGAUCUAAUGAUGAAUAUAGCCAGAACAGUAAAAUAAAUAGUACUAAAAAAAAGAAAGGUUCAACAACUUCAUUGAAAAGUAAAUGCAGCUCAAGAAAAGAAACAAAAAAAGAAAAUUUGCCCCUUUAUUUGGAAGACAGUAAACAUAGAGCUGAAAUGAUAGCCGGAGAAUUGGUUGGACCUUUUCGUGAUCCUUUCAGCAGUGGAGCAGUUAAUCCAGAAAAUGGACACUGUUAUUGUCUCGGUAACAUGGUACUUUGUUAUUUGAAUUUAUCUUAUAACAAUUUGUCUUACUUGAGUGUUAAUAAACUUUAUAAUGUAUUACAAUAUCAAAGUACUGUAAAAAAACUAAACGAGACUGGUCUGAUGAAAGUUAUUUUAGAUGGUAACUACAUGCCAGUAUUUUGUGACGAGUAUAAUUCUAUUGUUGAAUUUUUAAACAAAAGUUUGUCCAAUUUUGGAGGAAAACUAUUUUCAGAAUUUGGCAGAAGGAAAAGUCGUACUGGUACAAGAAUAUCGAUAGUGCCUGAACGUAACAUACCAAAGAAAUAAAAUGCUGAAUUUGUUUGAUCAUUUUCAUUUUAAUUAGUAUGAAACAUUUACACUUAUAUACAAAAUAUAGAAAAGAAAAUUAAACUACAUAGGAAAUAUCAAUGUGUUCUUAUUAGUAAUGA